AUGGAUCGCAUCGACUCGAUGGACAGAGGAAUCCAGAGGCACACAAACACCUACAUACAUGCGGUGAUCAGCCUCUUGAAGCAGUAUGAUCGGCCACUGUCCUUUGAGGAGAUAAGAGAUAAGACAAGAAUCGACUUACACAACAAUUACAUGCUCCUUCAGUCUAUUAAGAAAAAUCCAAGGAUAGUUUCAACUCAUAACACUUUGAUGUUCAAGCCUUUGUACUCGAUAAGGAGUGUAGAGGACAUGAGAGAAGUUAUGAAGAAGUUGAAUGGAGAAGAGGGUUUGGAGAUGAGCAAGUUGAUGGAUUCCCCAGUGAAUAUUGCGCCGUUUGUAGAUGAGCUGAAGAAAAAUAAUGAAAUAAUUGUGCUUAGUGACCUAGAUGGGUCCGAGGUGGUGUUCUGGAACGAUAUGCAGGAAAAUCCUGUUGCUCCAGAGAUAAAAGAUUUGUGGAGCCAAGUUAGGAUAUCGACAUACCAUGAUCUAAUAAGGGAACUUAACACCGCCGGACUAAAGACAGAAAAAGUCGAAAAUGUUAAGAAGAGAUCUACAAUCAAGAUCAAAAAGGAUAGAAGAAGCAGAAGACGGAUCCGAAUAACGAAUACGCAUGUAAAGGGAUUAGAUCUCAGUGGCGUACAGGACGAAGGGUAG
Molecule: messenger RNA, 651 nt
Organism: Encephalitozoon intestinalis ATCC 50506
Lineage: Eukaryota; Fungi; Microsporidia; Unikaryonidae
Product: transcription initiation factor TFIIE subunit beta
Exons: 1
Coding region: 1-651 (216 amino acids)
Biological process (GO): transcription initiation at RNA polymerase II promoter
Cellular component (GO): transcription factor TFIIE complex
Source: RefSeq, a predicted model, not a curated record